AGGACGUGGACGAGUCGCCCAAGAACCACUGUGGGGCUGUGAGCUGGGUGGGCCUGGCUCCCUGGACCGUGGGGCUGUGAGCUGCGUGGGCCUGGCUCCCUGUGCGGUGUUACCGCGUCUGGGCUGCCCCAGCCGUGCCAUGUGGGUUUGACCAGAGGAGGCUUCAGGAGGGAGCUGGCGUGGGUCCCCUGUGCCCGGGACACUGAGGGACGCUGGGCCCUCCAGGCACUGAUGUGCGUGCUCUCCCCGAGGGCCUGGUGUGGGUCCUGGGUGUGGUCCAAGGCCGGGCGUGGGGCAGCCCCUCACUCCCCAUUGCAACCCCUGCCCUGGAGAGAUGCUGCCUGCAGGAACCAGGCAGGGGUGUGGGCGGGCGUGUGGCUCGGAGAGCUGCCGGGAGGGGAGGGCUGUCUCCCGCGUGCUGGAGGCUGGCGCGUCACACGCCAGCAUCACAUCCUCUCACCCCAGGUCACAGAGCAUGGAGCACGUCCUAGCAUACAUCACAGCAUCAUACACAUCCCACAUCACAUCACACGUGUCACUCAGGUCAGGCCGCAUCACUUCACGCAUUGUCACGUCCUAGCCGAUACAGCAGGUCAUGUUACAUACAUGUCACACAUGUGCCGUAUCAUGCAUCACAGGAUAUUGCAUCAUGUAUACAGCAUGUCGUCAUGUCACAUCAUACAUUAUGCACCAUGUCAGAACAUACAUCAGAUCGUACUGUGUCUUGCCAUGUAUCACGUCACGUGCACCAAGUGGUACCCCUGUGUGUCAUUGUCUGAUGUCCUCAUAUGUCGCAUCAUGGCAUGGCAUGGCACGUUGCAUGGUAUCCUGUGUCAUAUGCGUCACACCAGGGUGCUUCAGAAGUCCAUAGGGAGACAAUUAGGUGAGUUCCUGUUGGGACCGAGCGUUUGGAAUCCGUGUGCAGAUUUCCCGUGGCACGCACCUGCUGAGAACUGCGGAGGCCCCCUCCGGAGCUGUCGGGCUUUUUCUUUUCUUUUUUUUUUUUUUAAAUUUUUAUUUAUUUAUUUAUUUGAAAAAGUUACACACAGAGAGAAGGAGAGGCAGAGAGAGGGAGAGAGAGAGGUCUUCCAUUCAUUGAUUCAGUCCCUAGUUGGCAGCAAUGGCCAGAGCUACUCUGAUCUAAAGCCAGGAGUCAGGAGCUUCCUCCUGGUCUCCCACGUGGGUUCAGGGGUCCAAGGACUUGGGCCAUCCUCCACUGCCUUCCCAGGCCACAGCAGAGAGCUGGACUGGAAGAGGAGCAGCCAGGUUGCUGUCGGGCUUUCUCUUCACCACCAUAAGCUUGCCUUUCCAUUCCGUUUUCUUUUCGAAGUGCCCUGGGGUGUCUGUCUGGACCCUGUGGUGUGUGCUUUCUUGGGGUGGAACACAGAGCGCUGGGUGGGAGCAGCCAGGGGCUGGAGCUCAGCUUGGGCCGAGGUGCGUGUGGGGAGCAGAGCCGUGGCCUGGGCUGGCCGGCAGCUCUCGGAGUUGAUCCACGGUCGUGCCCUUGCAGGCAGUGGCCCUGCUGUGCUGUCGGCUGGGACCUCUGGCCGGGGCCCUCGUGCGUUCCGGCUUCUGUCUUGCCCGAUUUGCACCUUGAUGAAUUCUAGCCUGAGGGGCCCUCGUUCCUGGCCACCACCCAGCAAACCCUGUGUGUCCCUGCUCGGUUUGCCACUGUGUGGAGCCGUGUGGAGCCGCACACCCACCAUCCCACUCUGCUCCUUGGUCCGCUACUCCACGAAGCGCUGCCCAGCGCUCACCUGUGUGUCAGCUGCUGGCUUUCAGGCCCUGAGCCUCUUGGCCUUGUGUCCUGGCCCCGCCUGAAACCAGCUACCCCAGGGCCACUGGAGCUGCCUUGACUGCUGAUUGCCUCGGAAUCCCCGGGGCCUCAGCUGUCCAGUGGGGUCCUGGCCCUGGACAGGAAGCUGCAAGACACUGGGCUCUGGAGGUGGCCUCCCCCUGCCCUCUCUGGGGCCACCAGGGCGCACUCUGCUUGGAGCCCCUCCCACUGGGACUCUCCGCACCCGCGCCCUCCCCCGUGGCCACACCAGGCGGCAUCUGGAAACCCCAGGACAGCGCAGUAUCUGGGGAGGCGGUCCAGGCCGAGGAGGACAGGAUGUGGUUCUUCCCCUCCUACCUCCGAGGGGCGCUUCAGCCGGAGCCCCCAGCAUGCGGGCAUCUCCUUGGAAAGAUGAUGGAGAUGAUGUCCUGGGAAGCGGAGGCCCAGGGCUGUCCCCCUCCUUGGCCACUCCUGGCUCCAACAGCCUGGAGGGCCAGCAGGACCAGCCCCCCAUCUGCUGCUGUUGGGGGCCCAUCCUUGGGUUACUCCAGGACUCCCAGUGGUGCCCUGGUGGCUGGGAUGUGGGCAGCAGCACCUGCCUGCGACCCUCGGGAAAUGGGAGGCCUGGCCUGUGUGAGGCCUCUGUGCCUGGAACUGCCCACAGCACAGCACUGCCUGGGCAGAGGGGCCAGGGCAGGGCCGAGCAGGUGGAGCCAGAUGAGGCCUGCCCCUCCCACCGGCGCUGGCCCCCUG
This is a messenger RNA of Oryctolagus cuniculus (rabbit), 2530 nucleotides long. The record is from RefSeq and is a predicted model, not a curated record. Lineage: Eukaryota; Metazoa; Chordata; Mammalia; Lagomorpha; Leporidae.